CGUGAUCGCAUUUGUGACUUGAACAGCGCGAAGCCGUACGAUUCGACUGCUGGUUAUAUCCCGUGUCGCAAUUCAACCCGCUGCUCUCAGCACCCAUGGCGACGCUCGAGGACCGCAUCUUGGGCGAGAAGCUCCAGUACUACUGCAGCAGCAGCGAAGACGAAGAUGAACAGGCCGAAAGCGACGGUUCUCCGUCGCACUUGCCGGCCGCCGAAAAGGCGCCUCCACCGCCCGGCAUCAAGCAGCGGGAAGGAUGCUCCGUCAACACUGGACCCAAGGGUGUGCUGAAGGACUGGCAGCGCUACCGGCAACUGCAGAGCGAGCGGAGGGAGGAACAGGAGCGGGAACGACUGCAGCUCAUCAAGAAGCUGUCACUCACCUGCCGCUCCGAGCUCGAAACGGAGAACAAGUCGAAAGAGGAAGAGGAAACUCCGCAGGAAGAGGACGACGACUUCCUGCGCGAGUACAUGCGCAAACGGAUGGAGGAGAUGAUGGCUGAGAUAAACGCCAGGCCCAAGUUUGGUCACUUGUCUCGUCUUGAGGACGGCCAAGCAUUCUUGGAUGCCGUGGACCGGGAAAAAGCUGGUGUCACUGUCAUCGUGCACAUUUAUGCUCAGGGUAUGCCCGGCUGUGAGGCCAUGAAUGGCUGCCUGCAGUGCCUGGCAGAAGAGUACCCACAGGUCAAGUUCUGUACCGUUGAGGCUUCUGCGGCUGGCAUGAGUCGACAUUUUGAACGCAAAGGAGUGCCGGCAUUGUUGGUGUACAAGAAUGGUAACCUAAUUGGCAACUUUGUACGCCUCACUGACGAGUUUGGUGACGACUUCUUUGCCGUGGAUGUGGAGUCAUUCCUCGUUGAGCAUGGCUUUCUACCAGACCAAAGCUUACGGCAGGCAGAGCGAAGUCAGCUCUCAAACAAGUCGGACGAUGACGAUGAUGACCACUGAUGUCCAGUCAGCACGCCGAUGAACAUCGCCGUUCUCUGCACGUGGCCAUUGCGAGCCCAGUCGCUUAACUUAGCCACUGUUGUGGCACUGAAAUGUCCAAAGCAGCAGCAUCUGUGUUGAACCAAGACCGAGUGUGGCAGAGAGUUACGUUCUUGCUUGCUGAACGUAUCUGCAAGUACAGCAACGCAAAGUGAAUGUCAACACCGAGCCACAGCAACAAUGUUUAGCACCUGCGUGAAUGUUUGUCGGAAGUUACUUUCUACCAUUCCUGGGUGAACCGUCUGGUACAUUGUAAUGUUACGUGUAUGGAUGUGUUCAGUGUGCCUUUAUUGCACAGCAAUAUUGUUGGUGGUUGCCUAAGCACACACCCCGUCCUGUGAAUGUGAGCCUUGAUUGACCAGCAAUGCAGUUCACAAUAUGGUACUUAACGGAGAUCUUCAGGGUUUCACUGGUUGAAUUGGUUUCACUGCUGCCAUGCUGCGGUACUUGUAAAUCGAAAAGGGUUCAUCGUAAUGCGUAGUCAUAGCCGCUUGAAAUCGCUCACUGCCAGUCAUCAUUCACAAAAAGCCUCAUCGAAUACUGCAAGUGUUGGCACUUUAGUGCCAUCUAAGUUGGUGUUUGUGCAACAGCUGGCACUUAGACUGCACAACUGCUAGAGAGGAUGGAAGUGACAGCAUGCGAAGAAAAAGAGACGAUGCUUCAUUCUGUCAUCAUCGUCGGGUUUUUUUUUUACCAGGUUUUAAUCAGGUUUUGACCAGUCAAGCCUUGACCAGGUUUGACUGAUCGUUGAGAAUUUUUAACUACAUAUUUGCGGAAAACAGUCUUGUAUCACAAACUUUCUUGAAAAGGCAUAAUUUGCUCAGUUUUUGUGCAUUUUGUCAUAAGUGGUGAAGUUGAAGUGAAGCCUUUAGCCCACUUACCCUUUUUUUUUUUAAUGAUGACAAAAAUUUAAUCAACUGUAGUAAAACUAUUGUGUCAUUUACAUACAUAUUCUGUACUUAAAAUCACUCUUUUUGUCUUAUUGUGCUUUGUCAAACUUUGUCAAACAUUGCAUGACUGACACCGUCACCAACAUUGAAGCUUUGAAACCCAAGCAUGGCAGUGUUUAGUGUUGGUGGGUGUGCAAUGCAGACUGUGCGAUUUAAUCUGUGCUUUUUCAUUAUUGUUUCCUUGAUGUCACUCGAGUGUAGGCAUGCAUAAAGGGGAGCAUAUAUCACAGUAUUGCAAACAAUAAGAAAAACAAACUAACGGAGCCGUGUAAUAUUGACAAAUGACAUUGUCGAACAAUGAGAUACUACUAAGCAGAAUGUGGCAACAAAUUCAUCAUUAAAAAAAGGCAAACAGCAUCACAGAAAGAGUAGUGUUACCACAAACGACCUGCCCCUAAGGUUUUUUGUGCUGUUCUAAAGUAUAACAUAUUACGUAUUUACCCAAAUUAAUUUUGCACCUUAAAACAGAAUCUCUCGUGGCUCUGAUUUUGCAAUGCGAAAAAGACAUACCUUUGUGCUGCUUUGUAUUCUUUGAUCUCAGUCUAAAUACACUCAACUACAUCGAAGUUAUGUACAGAAGUAACAAAAUAUACAUUUCACUAACUUGAUUGGUCGCUAACUGUUGCUCUUCGUACGGUUUUUCACAUAAUUGCAUAAAAAACAGUACUUUUUCUUGUACAGGAACAAGUAAUGCUUAAAAAUAAGGCUACUUCCAGAUGUGUACUCAAAUUUUUUGUGUUCUUUGUUUUUUUUAGCCUCGCUGGCUCGGCUCGCCAUCAACUGUUAGCACUUAGUGUGGGUAAAGUAGAAUAUAGGGUGCCCCAGUUGGGCUUCUGCUUUCUAUUCGUCUAAUGUAUUCACACGAUUUGAAGACCAAUGAACACAGCUCAUCAUAGCACGACCAGCAAGUCAUUACUCUUCGUUGCGUCACUUCAGUGACGACAGCUUGACAAGAUGCUUCAGAAAUUAGUCUUUCCUAGAACUCAUAUUGCAUAAAAACAUCCUUACUUUCUGAUAUGUUUGACACAGUAAGGGCUGGCACUAAAGGCAAGUUUUUUAAGAGCUACUAUACGCUGUGCAUAAUGAGGGACCCCGCACUAUGCAAUGUGUCAGCUCAUGCAGUGGGAUAUAUUUCUCUUCACUAAGAAAAAAAUCAAAGUGUAGGUCAUAUGCAUGGGUUUUCAACAGAGCGGUCCUUGAUCUUUUUUCUAUAAAGGCCGGUAGAACAUGCAGUGGCGAUGUCUAGUUGGCCAUGAUUGUUCAUGUUAGAAUGCGCUUGCCUCCUGCGAAAGUGACGUGUGGCAUCCCCUAAAAAAUGUUGGCUGGUAUCGUGUGCGAAUAGGCAGACCUUUCCACAAGUCUUCGCCCUGUAGGAAUACAGUAGACUUUCAGUAAACGAAAAUCUGUUAAACGGAACUACUGCUUAUAUGAAACUAUCGCCUCCGCAAUGCUUGGUUUUGUGCUUAUAUUCUGCACCCAUGUUCAUCUCUCUGUAAACAGAACUCUUGUUAAACAGAACACAUUUUCCCAGUCCCUUCAGGUUCCUUUUAAUGAGAGUUUAUUGUAUAUACGAUAACUCUUCCGUGGCGUAGUUUCACUGUAUAUAAGCACAAUAAGGUUAUUGUAUGUCUCUCGGAAGAAGAAAAGUUCCACAAAAGCUGGCCAUCUUGCACUCUUCGUUGAAGGGGAAUAAAGCCACCCAUGCUUUUGCAAAACAGGCUUCUAUGCGUGUCCCUAACAUGAACGCAGUGAACUGGCAUAGUUAUAGUUUUGCACACAGCAUUGAUGACCAUUCUGCUUAUGUAGAAUACGGUGUACGACAAGGCACGAUAAUUUUCUGGCAAAAGUUGGUAGGCAGAAAAGUGUUGGCGCUCUCAUCAUUGCUGAAGCAAGCACGUCACAAGUAGUGUGUUUCAUAAGCUUGCUUUUGUGCUGAGGUAUGGAGGUUCAUGUGAGAGCAUUUGGCAGAAUGAUUACAUGAGAGCAGUUUGUGUGAAGAGAUGCACAGCUGUGGCUCCCUGCUGGAAUCUAUACACCAACUCUUUAGUCUUCACAGUAGCAAGAAUAUGGCUUUGCAUUGGCACAUGUGGCUACACUGUAAAAUAUGUAUUUAUGUUGUUAUUUGGUAAAAAAACUUGUUUUUGUUUUUUAUUGUCUGCACAGUUGUCUGAAAUCUAUCUUGCUUGCUUGCCACACUUAUAUCAUCGAAAUUCAGUACUUCUGUUUCUCUAGAUCACUCAGUCCAUUGUGAUUGUGCACACGUGUGACUCUGGAGUUGACACCUUCUCAAGUAUAUGAAUGCACGGCACUCGUGGAAUUCCCAGUGUCUUUUCAUGAUUUCUAACGUCUUUCAUAUUAUAGAACAACAACAGUAGUGUGGAUGGGUGAACUAUGUCUGGAUCUCUAGCUCUUUAGUACACCUGCCAGUGUUGUAGGUUAUAAGGCACUGGAAACCCGUUUGGGAUUUGUGCAGAUAAAGAUACAACUGAAAUUUGUACAUCAGUGUAUGUUAGCUUUGCAAUAUUUGAUGGGGCAUACUGUCACUAUAUAACUAAUAAUAAUUUCAAUUUUUUUUUAUAGAAUCAGUUCAAAACCCCGCCUAAAGGGAGUUUAUUUUUUCCUUGCACGCAUAGCUCCAUUUUGACAGGAGAAACCUAAUUAUGAUCAGCACUGUGCAUUUAAAUUAUCUCUGUGGCUCCUUUAGGACGUUCAUUAAAGUGUCACCUGAUUAUGCGUGCAAUGAGUGACCUUUGUGAAUGGCACUUUAGUUAUUCUGAUUGGUCCUGAUACUGUAACCUUUUAUUUCUAGUCAACUCAAUCUGCGAGUUUCAGUGUUCAAAGCACGUUCUGAAACCUGUGUAAGUGUCAUGACAAUUAUUUUGUAUUAUGUUGCAUUGGCAUUUCAUUAAUUCAAGAAACAUGUCUGCUUGCUUUAGGAGUGUGAAAACUUGUGUAGGUUUUAUAAUUUUUUACACACUCGUGUGCUGCAUGCUCAGUUAUUCUAAAGCAGUGUCGCUAACUUAUUUUGAGAGUGAAUUUUUCUGUAAUGCCAAUGAAAUCAUUGCCAAAAGUGGAAAUUUUAAAUUAUGCAUGCAGUUGGAGGCUCUGUAGCCUAGGCUAUCAAAACAUUUAUUAUCCAUAGAAGCGCCACACAUUGCAACAUUGUUUGUACGAUUCAAGAAUAGACGACAGGUUUCAAAGUACUAAGGCUGUAUUAUUAACAAAAGAACGAAAAAUUAUUUCUAACUUAUUUUCUGCACUUAGCUCUAAAUUUUAAGGUUAAAAAUCCUCUGUUGUUUGAAAGGACACAGCUGACCUGAUUUUCUCAGCAUGAAUGCAGAUUUUCUAGAGUUUGGUACUUGUGAAUAAUAAAAUAAAUUUCAUGCUCUUAG
This is a messenger RNA of Rhipicephalus microplus (southern cattle tick), 5325 nucleotides long. RefSeq names its product phosducin-like protein. Lineage: Eukaryota; Metazoa; Arthropoda; Arachnida; Ixodida; Ixodidae. The record is from RefSeq and is a predicted model, not a curated record. Gene Ontology annotation, biological process: regulation of G protein-coupled receptor signaling pathway.